Oncorhynchus mykiss (rainbow trout) is the source of this 2639-nucleotide messenger RNA. RefSeq names its product cnksr family member 3 (gene cnksr3). Gene Ontology annotation, molecular function: protein binding. Gene Ontology annotation, biological process: regulation of signal transduction. The record is from RefSeq and is a predicted model, not a curated record. Gene Ontology annotation, cellular component: cytoplasm; membrane. Lineage: Eukaryota; Metazoa; Chordata; Actinopteri; Salmoniformes; Salmonidae.
UUCCCACAUGCGAUCAGUCGGUGCUGGGGGCUGUAGCGGGAGCAGAGUGCUAGGACUAUUUCCAUGCAAUGUCGUUGUAGUUACAUGUCUAUUACUAUGUGGAUUGACUGAUUUAUCAUCAAAACUAGCUUAAAAGUCAAAGACUUACUGAAAAAGACGGUUACAUUUUUGCAGGCAUAAUUUCAAAGAAAUGGAUCCCAUAAGGAAGUGGACCCCUAAACAAGUUGUCGAUUGGAUGAGAGGCCUGGACGACAGCCUACAGCAGUAUGUCCCAUACUUUGAGCGGGAGAAGAUUGACGGGGAGCAGCUGUUGAAGAUCUCCCACCAGGACCUCCUAGAGCUGGGGAUGACCAGGAUCGGACACCAGGAACUGGUGCUGGAGGCUGUCGACCUGCUCUGUGCUCUGAACUACGGGGUGGAGACAGACAACCUGAAGACUCUGGUGGGUCGUAUGAGAGCGGCGUCCAACAACCUCCAGAACUCAGCGUCUGAGCGCAGGAAGAACCCGUCGUACGAGAGGAAAAACUCCCACAAACCCCCCAACGACUUCCUCACUGCCGUGGUGGAGCUAAUCGGAGCCGCCAAGAGUCUGCUGGCCUGGCUGGACAGGACUCCUUUGACAGGGAUCAGUGACUUCACCUCCACUAAGAACCGGAUCAUUCAGCUGUGUCUGGAGCUCACCUCCACUGUUCAGAAGGACUGCACAGUUUAUGAGAUGGAGGAGAAGAUACUACAAGUAUCUGUGGCUCUGAACGUAAUCUGUGAGCAGACAAUGAGGAUGACCUCCGACCCUCAGAAGAGUCAGUCGGCCUGUCUGGAGGAGGUCCACAUCACCAACGUCAGACCUGGAGAAGGACUGGGGAUGUAUAUCAAAUCCACCUACGACGGGCUUCACGUCAUCACUGGAACCACAGAACAUUCUCCGGCAGACAGAACACACAGGAUCCAUGCUGGAGACGAGGUCAUCCAGGUCAACAAGCAGACAGUGGUGGGCUGGCAGCUGAAGAACCUGGUGGGUAAGCUGAAGGCGGACACCGCCGGCGUUAGUCUGGUGGUGAAGAAGAGGCCCUCGGGUACCUGUAGCUUCACCCCAGCCCCCCUAAAGAACAUGCGCUGGAGGCCCCCCCUGGUGCAGAGUGCCCCCAGUAUGCCCAAGAUCCAGUCUCCAAAACAUGCCCCCUCUGAAGCCCUCAUGAAGAAAGAGAAGCAGACCAAUCUGGACCUGUUUAUCCCUCCUCCACCCACUGUCCCAUACACCCCACGGGAUGGGAAGCCUAAAGUGAGUGUGAAGGUCCAACUGAGACCAAAGGGUUCUCAGUCUCCUAACUCCUUCCUGGAUGAGGGUAGACGACGCUUCACCAUCGCAGACUAUGACAACAAGAUCAAAGUCUGUCCUCCCCCUGAGCCCAACAUCCAACCAGCCCCAGUAGCCCGCCUGAGACAACGGACCUCCACAAGGGGUAAACAGCGGCCCCUGUCCAUGCCUGUAGACUCGUGUUUGGGCAUGUCGGAUUCGUCCUCCAGACCCUGGCCUCAAGGGAGGAAAGGAGAGGACAUCCUCCACAGAUACCUGAGUAACGAGCGGAUUGCCACCAUCUCUGAGGAGGCCCCGUACUUUCCACUACCCUACAGACCCCUGGAGGGGCGGUCUGGCCAGCUGAUCCAUGGCGUCGACCACAUUAGGGGCUCCCAGUGCUUCAUCAAUGCUGACUUGCACAACAGCACCACCAUCCCAUACCGGGAGGCAUCAUCCAAAAAUUCCCCAGCUACGACUGUGAUCCCUGCUGCUGCUACUCCCAAACAUCCUCCUUCGGAACCCACUUCGAUCCUGGGGGGCUGGCUAGCCCGCCUCAGGCUGCUGAGUCAUUGACGAGUGCCUCGACCUUGUGGAACAUGUCGCCCCCCCCACAGUGCCUUUACCUUGCUAUCAUCGAAUAAUGGUCUGGCUACUCUACUCAGUAUUCCGACUUACACGUACCAAACCUGGAACGUUCUGUUGGAACUUGGAGCGCUAAAGCAGCCUUUGGAAGCUCUGACGGAAGGUCUUGCUUAAUUUCAACACCGCAUAAUGUAGUGGUAGACCAUUUGGUUGGAUCUCUUGCUACAUUUGAACUCCUCGGGGUGACACAUUUUUCGUUUAGAUUCAAAAUGCUGACAGAUUCUGACAGUGUUCCAUCUUUUGUGGAGGGAUAAAAGAAAAUGCCAAGUAUAAAUAAGUAUUAUAGAAAAUAAUUCAGGUUUAGGAAACGUUUGCCUUGCUUCUGUAGGUGAACUCUCCUAUGUGUAAACUGUUAAGUUAUUUAGUUUGUGUCUGUCUAGAGACUUCUUGUAAAUAUGUUUAGAUCUUUUUCAGAAGUUGAUUUGAUUUCAGUUGGAAUUUGAUAUAGAUACAAUGCCUAUCAUUUUUACUGGAGCUAGUGUGCUUCUCUCUUCAUAGUGUUCCAUGUUAUUAUGCGCUGGAAAUGACUGCCAGAGUUGGCCUUUUUUUAAGCUACCGUGUGUCCAGUGCUGUAACAAACCGUGUCAGUGUGUGUGCAUGCGUCCGUGAGUGUGUGUGUAUGUGUGUGUGUGUGUGAGUGAGUGAGCGAGCGUCCGUGAGUGUGUGUGUCCGUGCGUGUGUGUGAGUGAGCGUCCGUGUG